Messenger RNA from Tarenaya hassleriana, 1817 nucleotides. Its product is annotated as cationic amino acid transporter 6, chloroplastic. Gene Ontology annotation, molecular function: amino acid transmembrane transporter activity. The transcript has 5 exons. Bases 67 to 1710 code for a protein of 547 amino acids. The record is from RefSeq and is a predicted model, not a curated record. Gene Ontology annotation, biological process: amino acid transport; transmembrane transport. NCBI's taxonomy places the organism in Eukaryota, Viridiplantae, Streptophyta, Magnoliopsida, Brassicales, Cleomaceae. Gene Ontology annotation, cellular component: plasma membrane.
GCGCUCUCGAAGACGCCGUCGCGGUUCGCCCGCCGCGCCGCCUCCGUCUCCACUUCCUUCGACGAGAUGAGCCGCGCCGCUUCCGUCUCCGGUGAUCAGAUGCGGCGGACUCUUCGGUGGUACGAUCUCGUCGGGCUCGGAAUCGGCGGAAUGGUCGGCGCCGGCGUUUUUGUCACCACUGGCCACGCGAGCCGCCUCCUCGCUGGUCCUUCCAUCGUGGUCUCAUACGCCAUCGCCGGACUCUGCGCCCUCCUCUCCGCCUUCUGCUACACCGAGUUCGCCGUCCACCUCCCCGUCGCCGGCGGCGCCUUCAGCUACAUCCGCGUCACAUUCGGUGAAUUCGCGGCAUUCAUCACCGGAGCGAAUCUGAUAAUGGACUACGUGAUGUCAAACGCCGCCGUUUCGAGGGGCUUCACAGCAUAUCUGGGCACCGCCAUCGGAGUCUCCAGCUCGAAGUGGAGAUUCGUCGUCUCCGGCCUCCCAAACGGCUUCAACGAAAUCGAUCUCGUCGCCGUCGCUGUCGUCCUCGCCGUCACCUUCAUCAUCUGCUACGGUACACGGGAGAGCUCGAAGGUGAACAUGGUGUUGACGGCGUUGCACAUUGCGUUCAUAGUGUUCGUGAUCGUGAUGGGUUUCUGGAGAGGGGACCCGAAGAACCUGACCCGACCCGGGAAACCGGAAGAGCACCCGUCGGGUUUCUUCCCCUUCGGAGCGGCUGGGGUAUUUAACGGGGCGGCGAUGGUGUAUCUCAGCUACAUAGGCUACGACGCCGUUUCGACGAUGGCGGAGGAAGUGAGGGACCCAGUGAAGGACAUACCGAUCGGAGUCUCCGGUUCCGUCGCCAUCGUCACCGUCCUCUACUGCCUCAUGGCCGUUUCCAUGUCCAUGCUCCUUCCCUACGAUCUGAUAGACCCGGAUGCGCCGUUCUCGGGGGCGUUCAAGGGAUCGGACGGCUGGGAAUGGGCGUCGAACGUGGUGGGAAUCGGAGCUAGCUUCGGGAUACUUACGUCACUGUUGGUGGCAAUGCUGGGACAAGCUCGGUACAUGUGCGUCAUCGGUCGCUCCGGUGUGGUCCCUUCUUGGUUCUCCCACAUUCAUCCCCUCACUUCUACUCCGGUCAACUCCUCCGCUUUUCUUGGUAUCUUCACUGCAGCACUUGCCCUCUUCACCGACCUUAACGUCCUCCUCAACCUCGUCUCGAUUGGGACCCUCUUCGUAUUCUACAUGGUGGCUAACGCCCUUAUAUUCAGCCGUUACGUCCAGUUAGGGACCACCAAGCCAUGGCCAACGCUGUCCUUCCUCUGUCUAUUCUCCAUCACUUCCCUCGUCUUCACCCUCGUCUGGAAACUAGUCCCCCCUGGCCAACCCAAGGCCUUCAUGCUCGUGGCCACAGCCGUGGCCGCCAUAGCCGUCAUCCAGAUAUUCUAUUGCGUGGUCCCUCAGGUUCGGGAACCCGAGCUAUGGGGCGUGCCCUUCAUGCCAUGGACGCCUUGUGUCUCGAUCUUUCUGAACGUUUUCUUGCUCGGCUCGCUGGACGGGCCCUCGUACGUAAGGUUUGGGUUUUUCUCGGGGGUGGCGGUUCUAGUGUACGUGUUGUAUAGUGUACAUGCUAGUUCUGAUGCCGAGGGAGAUGGUUCACUUGGCGUGAAAGAUGUCGUCCAUGUCUUGAAGGAGUCGACAGAAACUGAGAAUGCAAUACACAGAGUAUGACAAUGACAACAAUGUUUCUUUAUUUUAUAUAAAUAUAUAAUUAGAGGGUAAGAUUAGAGAUUAAUCAAAUGUAACAAUCUCUUGCAGAAAGAGCAACACAUUGUACA